AUCCAAUCCAUGUUCGAGGUAUUGAAACCAAGCGAAGCCAUCCCUAACGUCGUCCCAAAAAAGACCGAAAGUGAAGAUUUCGUCAAAUUAGUCAGGUUCGACGCCGAAUUUAGCUCAUUUCCCCACGAAAUUUUCAGAAACUACUUGUCCGAAAACCCGAUUGGAAACUCUGUCAAAUUGGAUGCGAGUAAAAUGUGGACACAAAGAAUCGGCAAAAGAAGGGAUCUCAUUGAGAAACUGAGAGCUAUCUCCGGACAGAGCUCCGAUUCCAUGAUUGUUUGA
Molecule: messenger RNA, 282 nt
Organism: Caenorhabditis auriculariae
Lineage: Eukaryota; Metazoa; Nematoda; Chromadorea; Rhabditida; Rhabditidae
Source: the annotation of a GenBank genome assembly